CUCUCAGUCGGCCGCUGAACCCGCGCGCUGUACGGUUGGUAUGUGUGUAUACACCGCGCUCGAUCGCCAUCCGUCCGUUCGUCUAUCCGUUCGUUAGUUGUUUUUCGCGUACCGUUUUGUCAUCGUCGCGCCGGAUCGUCCGCGCUGUCUCACUGCCGCGAGUCUCGCUCACCCUGCAAUUUUUAUCCCUCCCCCCCCUCUCUCCGCGUCCUUUCGUGUUAUCUGCGGCCGGGCCGACGCGACAAGUGAGAUUCCGCACGUUUUCUUCCCGACAACCGACCAAACCGUUCGUUCGUCCUUCGUCUCCGAGGGAGGUGUUCCAUCCGAGGGACAGACACAAGCGUGGAGACUACCGCUGCAGCGAGACUCCGCGAGGGAUAUCAUCCUCUGGAUUUUCGCCGGUUUCUCUUCCGCCGCAGUUCUUCGUCCUCGCACGCAGGCAGCAACGCCGACGCGAAUCUCUUCUGCAUGAUAACGUACGACGUGUAAGUAACGAGAAAGAGAAAAAGAAAGAGAGAGAAAGAGAAAGAGAGAAAGAGAGAAAGGGAAAGAGAAAGAGAGAAAGAGAGAGAAAGGAAAAGACGUCCGAGAUAGCGACGGGGGAUGUAGCCGAUGGCUUUUCGACAAACAGAGAGUGAACCGAACGAGUCUCAAAUCAAGACAAGAUGAUGAUGCGCGCGAUACACGGAAGAGGAAUCGACCGAGGGAGAAGCAGGUCUUAGGAGCAGAAGAAGUACAGGGAGAUAAUCCUCUUCGCUUCCUCGCGCGCCGGAUGUUAUCGCAGGACGUCGGAGACUGAUAAAAACACUGCCAGAAGUAAUGACGAGCUAGAUCGCUCCGCUCUCCGUCCGCUGAACCGUUCCUUCGUCGAUCUUAGCUUUCGCUCUCCUCGCUAACUGCCUUUUACCUGCCCCCUCGUGUCAGCCCUGCCUUCGUCAUACAUUUAACAUACGUUACACACAAACGCACACGAACGCACAAACACACAUUUGUUCUCGCUCGAGAUCAAAGACUGAAAAUAAAAGGUGGCGACAUGUUGGGCGUGAGUCAGCCGGGCAACACGCCCUCGAGCUUGCGGCACUCGGCGAGCUUCUCGUGCUUGCAACGCGGCACCGCCGGCGAGGGUCAUCGCGCGAGGACCUCGACACUGCUGCAACAACCGAGUUUGCAGCUGAGCAACGGUCACUAUCAGUAUACGUCCAGCAGCCAGGCGGCGGCGGCGGCGGCGGCAGCGGCGACGGCCAAGCAUAGCGCCCUGUUGCAGCAUCAUCAGCAGCACUCCCGCGAGCCGCUUGAUCCUAUAGUACAGGACGGCAACGAUUAUGGCUUCGUGAGGAUCCGGCCGCGAUUGCGCAGCACGAACGCGACCUUGUACCAUGAAGAGGAGGUGGCGGCCGCGAAGAGCGCCCUGAGGGAGCAGCGCGAUGCCGCCGCGUUCAGCGACCGCGAAUGCGACUCCAACUAUAGAGACUGCUCGUUGAAGGUCAAAGAUCGCGACCUCUCGCCGAAAGGUACGAGCAAGAAUCAGAAUCCUUUACGAGGGGCGUUGGUACUCUUUACCUCAACGUCGUCCUGGUGGAAGACGACCCGACAUCGAGAAGACCAGCUAAACGCUACCAGCAAUGCCAGCGCCUCCAUCAGCGCUCCGUCCUCGGAACGGAAAUGGUCCAGUACGUCGAUGGCGUCGCCAUCGAACGAGAGAAAGUGGCCGUCCUCGAUGACGUCGCCCACGAACGAGCGGAAGUGGUCUGUAGGCAACAGCUUGCUUACGUCACCGUCGAACGAGAGGAAGUGGAACAGAACCUCGGUCUCGUCCACGUCGACGAGCCAACAGGAUCGGAAGUGGCGGUCUCUCGGUGCACUUUUAAGGGCUCCUACUGGAAGCAACGGCGCGAGCAGCUCCCACACCAGCCAGAAUUCUCUCUCGCACAACAUGAGCGUGUCCAUGAUCGAGGGCGAUCACUUCCGCGAGGAAUCGCGCGGCUCGAGUUGUAAGACGCGCUAUCAGCAACCGACAUCCUACUCGGCGCGAGUCUCCCGAGUCAGCAGAGAUGUUUAUCGAGAGAACGGCGAGUUCGGCCAGGCUAUCGGCAGGUCGAAGGUCAGUCGUCGAUUGUACCAGGACACCGAGUCGACAAUUGACCGGGAACUCGACGAUCAGAGACAUAUUGCGCAACGUACUCGACAUCAUCUGGACGACUCCGAUCAGUGCAGAAGCAAUCGGGAGUUUUGCAGAGCCACGGAACACAGCACCGUGGAGACUCGCGGCACGACUUCCUCCACCACCCGAUCGAGCCGCGCGCAGAGCUUUUAUUUGCUGGACGAUUUCCUGCGACCGCAGCCGCAGCAGCCGAGUAGCAGCAACAAGUGCAUGCUGAACCUGUACAUGUCCCCGUCGCACGCUGUCAAGUGCGCCAACGAGCACGGCAGGUCGUGCGAGGUCAGGCAGGCGAUCUGCCAGCAGCAGACGAACGUCGGCAGCAACAUCACGCCGCCGCGACGCCACAACUCGAGCUCGGACAGCCUCGAAGUCGCCACGAGUCCGCUGCCGCCGCCUGUGCCGCCGCCACCGCCGCAGGCCGCGAGUAACGCACGCGGGGACCGCGAACGGAAUGAGAACCCGAAGGAGACGAGUAAGGACGUGUGUCCGUGCAAACUGUGCUGGACCAAUAUGCAGAGAUCUCUCGUGGAAGAGGUGAGUAGGCGAUCCAAAGAGCGUGUGACACAAGAGAAGGGAAGGAGUCCUGGAACGUUGCACAAAGAUGUCGGCGGUGCUGGUACGAAGGUCAGCGAGAAAACGGUCGGUGGCGUCGGCACGGCGACCCUCACCACGCUCUCCUCCAUUAAUAACGCGUCCAACACCGGCCGUAACAAAAACAACCCCGUAUCUCACGAGAAGUUGCCGUCUUUCUACAAUGCCAAACCGACGCGAGUGGAUAAAUCCGAUAAUAACAAUGGCAACAACUCCAAUAACACGAGCAACAACAUCCACAAUAUGCCUCUGCACGAAGCCAUCAGCUCUCCCGAGGUGUACGCCGGGAGAUUGCCAAUGUCGCCUCAGGAAGCGAUAAAGUAUUACGGAUCCAGACUGACGGAAUUCGAGCGCGCCGAAAUCGAGAAGUACUCGGAGAUCUGGUAUCUGGGCCUGUCGGCACACAAAAUUCACGGCGAGGAGGUCAGUUCGCAGAACGGCGGCUACGACGACGAGAACGGCAGUUACAACAAGGUCCUGCACGAUCAUAUCUCCUACAGAUACGAGAUACUGGAGGUGAUCGGCAAGGGUAGUUUCGGUCAGGUAAUUCGAGCGUUGGAUCACAAGACGGGACAACACAUCGCUAUCAAGAUCGUCAGGAACAAAAAGAGAUUCCAUCAUCAGGCUCUCAUCGAGGUGAGAAUCUUGGAACAGCUCAGGAAGAAGGAUCUGGAAGUGAGCUCGCAGCACAAUGUGAUACACAUGCUAGAAUAUUUUUACUUCAGGAAUCACCUGUGCAUUAGCUUCGAAUUAAUGAGUUUGAACCUGUACGAGCUAAUCAAAAAGAACAAUUAUCAAGGAUUCAGUUUGAGCCUGAUACGUCGCUUCGCCAACUCGCUAGUAAGUUGCCUGCGACUGCUCUACCGGGAGAACAUCAUUCACUGCGACUUGAAACCGGAAAACGUGCUGCUGAAACAACGGGGCAGCAGCUCGAUCAAAGUCAUCGAUUUCGGCUCGUCGUGUUACAGCCACCAGCGCGUGUACACAUACAUACAGUCAAGGUUUUACAGGAGUCCGGAAGUAAUUCUCGGUCUGCCGUACGGCACGCCGAUCGAUAUGUGGAGUCUGGGCUGCAUCUUGGCCGAGCUCUACACCGGAUACCCGCUGUUUCCGGGCGAGGACGAGAUAGAACAGCUUGCCUGCAUCAUGGAAGUCCUGGGUCUGCCGCCCGAGCACAUUAUCAAUCAUGCGUCUCGUCGCAGGCUCUUCUUCGAUCAGAAAGGAAGUCCGCGAUGCGUGACAAAUAGCAAGGGUAAGAAGAGGUGGGCAGGUAGCAAGAACCUUUCAAUGGCUCUUCGGUGCAACGACGGGCUUUUCGUCGACUUCGUUAGCAGAUGCCUCGAGUGGGAUCCAAAGAAGCGUAUGACCCCCGACGAGGCAGUGCGUCACGAGUGGCUGUGUACGUCGUCCUCCUCGCACGCAAGCUCUUCCUCGUCAGCGAUAGCCUCGUCGUCGACGGUGAAUGCGAGCGCGAGCACAACGACGACAAGCGUCGAGACGUCGCGGGAAUCCGCGCACGCUCCGCAAACAGUGAGCGUGACUGUGAGCAACGGACCGCGGCAACGCGCGACAACUAUGGAAGAACCGCCGUACACGAUGUAUCGGAUGUUCAAGGGCAACCGCAGGGUCGUGCAAAAGGUCUCAACGGGCGCCGACAGUACGGACAACGGCGGCGGCGGUUUGAUGGUGAAGAGCAAACUGAACGGUAGUGCGAGCAGCCACGCCUUGGCGAGCAGCACACAAACGACGUCGGCGGCGACGUCGAGACACGCGUCAACCGGCGACAUUGUCGCGAGCCUGGAUCCGAAUCUCGACGACUCGGGCACUUUCUUACCGCCGAUAUUGUGAAGUCGGGUUUGCGCCAGCCACUUCUAAACGCACUUGCUCCUCGCGCGCCGUCACCAUCCGAUCCGUUCUCACGUCGCUGCUAGAUGCGGUUACGAACACGGUAUCGUUUGGACGCGCAUCAAGAAGCGGGGGGUGCAGCGAAUAAGAUAACGCGUAUAGAACUGACUGGCCGGUCCGAUAUUUAUACCGUAUGCCCCGAUGCCAAACGGCUAUAGACACAAUAGAGUCGCUAGUCUCAGCAUGCAUCGAGCUAUGAGGCCAAACUGACGAUCUGACGACGGGAGAGAACAGCGCGCGGAGAACGUAUGCCAAAAUCACGUGCAAUGUAAUCAUUCGCGCACGCUCUCGAGAAUUCUGGCGAUCCGAUGUCACUCAGGUAAUCGUAAUGAAGCCCACGCGUACGCGCAUCGUAAGUUGAACUCGUGAAUAAUGUAAACUUGCCGCCCACACAAGAAUCAAGAGUGUGCGUGUUACAUUAUUCACGUGUCGUCGUAUCUAUAUCUGAUUCUGAUGUUUAUUUCGCGCAUAUAUUUCAAAAUGCACGAAACCAAUGAUUGAUAAAUCCUCGAUCGUGGAUGAAAAAUUUUUUAAUUAAAUAUUUUUUUUUUUUUUUUUUGUAACGACGUAUAAAGCUGUAUAUUACUGUUGACGACUACGUCAACAGUGUUACAUAUACUGUUAAGUACCGUCAGCGAUAAUAAUAAAAAAAAGAAGAAUCUUAUUCAAAUGAACGUAAUCGGAAAGUAUAUUGUUAGAAUUGCAUAAUAGUGUAUUUAGAUCUUAGACGACUACGCAUGCGUGUAAGCGAGUAGGUACGAUGCAAUAUACGUGUCGUCGCAAACAAUGAAACAAGACGAAAGUCGAUACAUUACGAUUAAAGCAACCGAGUUUACCCGACAUUGGAAUUACCAUCGAAUUACGGUUUCUCGCGCCGAGAAGACCUGAGUUGUUCGAGGCCCGUGUCGCCAACACGGGGUCGCGAUUAAUAACGAAGCGUCAAGGCGAGAGAAGUAAAUUAAAACACGUGAAGCGUGCCCCAGUUUAACGAGGCCUGAGUAGUCUUAUUGUGAUAUUAAACUACCACUGUCUUAUACUUAGAUCUCUCUGAUAUUAAGAAGUAACGAUCGCUAAUAAUAAUUUCAAUUUACUAUUAAUCAUUAUUUUCUUAUUAUCUCUGUAAUAAUCGCUAUAUAUUCGCCUCCACUACCGCGAGAAUAUAGCGGGAAUACGAGUAACGAGGAUAUCACCGAUAACGACAGAAUUAAUAUUACUUGGUAUACGUAGGCAUGUGUGUGUACAAGGUUUUUUUUNUUUUUUUUUUUUUUUUUUUUGUUUGACUACACAUCUUCGAAAAUCCGAGAGCAGCGUGCUAGUUUCCCCCUUUUGUUAUAUUGUUAAAAAACGCGAAAAACAAGAAGCCCGAUGAUGUGUAAAUUUUGUUGAUGGAUAAUUUUUUCUUGUAUACCGAUUCAUUGCUCGUCUGAUUAAUCGUCUGUCUGCGUUGUGAUUAAUCGCCUGUGCGACGGUAACAUCUAACUUUUACAUUAAUUGUUGAUUAAACUUCCCUCUUCCCCCCCCCACCCCGCGAGAAAUUUGUGCCGUUGGUUUGCUUUCGCUGUAAAUUAUUAUUAUUAUUAUUAUUAUUAUUAUUAUUAUUAUUAUUAAUUAUUAUUUACCGUAAAUAGUGUACUCCUGAUAGUACUCCCUUAGCUGUUAAUGAUUUGUGAUUGACGCGCUCUUUCGGAAAUAUCACGAGCAUUUCGCGAUAUGCAGAGGAUUUGACGAGAAAUUAUUGUAUAGUAUUAUAUAUACAUAUAUAUAUAUAUAUAUAUAUAUGUAUAUAUAUAUAUAUAAAUGUAACAUUAGGCUACUUUUUAGACAUGGUAAUUGUUCGAUGUGCCCGUACCCAUUCUAAAGUAACGCGAAAUGAACGCAAGACACUCGAGUUUGUAAUAAUUUAUAUCAUUACGGCGUUUAGAAAAAAAAACGUGAGAUGCGUCACUCCAUCGUUUGUUGCUCUUCCAUCUCAUAAACCUCCCCCCCCUCCAUAUCUUCCGUUUUUUCACGCGCUUCUCGACUAAUUCUUAGGAAUUUUUUGUCACACGCGUUAUACGAUGACAUUGAAUGUCCUAUUUAAAUUUUUUGUCGACAUUUUUAUUGCCACACACGGCCGAAAAACGAUUGGAGCAGAGAUACACGAAUAUCGCGAUUUUACUAUCGCAAAUUCUACGAUAGAUCGCGUAUAAAGAAAGAGACUGAAAUAAGUAAAGCGAAAUUGUUCCUAAUAUAGUUGAUUUUGCAAAUCCGCGUCUCGCUUUGUCUUUUAUUUCACUUUUUUUUAUGUUUUUAGCGAACUCGUUCAGUUCCUUUGAAAGCGAUAUUGUUCGAUUCGCUGUUAUCGAACAUCUCACGAUAAUAAUCGAAACGAAUAAUAAUAAAACUGGACUUGCUCCCGAAAAGUCCGUUCAGCCCCAAAAGUUUUAGGACAAUUAAAAUAUGAUAUCGUACCGAUAUUUGUAUUGCGUGCGACGUCAUCGGUGAAUGGCCAAUAAAAAACAAAAAAAAAAAAAAAACGACGAGAGAGAACGGAGAGAUAUAUCGUACUAAAGAAAAAUUUAAAAAUUUAUAUAUAUAAAAUCUCUUAAGAAUUAUGUAAACAACCAACAAUUCGUAUGGCAAAUGUGCCCGAACGAACGACUGACGAAGUAGCGCGUAUUAUAUACAUAUUAUUACACGAUUCUCGCGAGACUUGUGCAAGUUUUUCGUAGUAGUCGCUCUCGCGCGCGCGCGAGUAAUCGCGUCGACUUAGCGACGAUCAUCUCAAAAUUCUGGGUAAGCACUUCGUUCGAUUACUCCAGGCAAAAAAAAAAAAAAACAACAAAAACAAAAAAAAUAUUUGACGAGCGUAGUGUCUACGAGGCGACAAUUUCUAGGAAACGAGAUAUAUCAAAUUGUGUAUAAAGUAUAAAAGACGUGCAUGUGUGUGAGAGAGAUGAUGUGUGUGAGAUUGCGUGCGUUGCUUGUUGCUAUGUCUGCCUGUGAUGAGGGACUUGUGUCUCUCGAGGAAAUAACAGAGAAGCGAAUGUUUACGAGAGUGUGAUAAUAUAAUAUUACUUUAUGCAUAUAUCUUAUAUAUAUAUAUAUAUAAAAUAUACCAUUAUUAAAUAUAUAUACGUGAAAUAAAAUCACGCAAGAAAGCAAAACGAGUUGAGUCUAGAAUAUAACGUAGGAUACAAAUUUAGACGAAAAAGGAAAGAGUUUCGAGGAACACGCGCGAAACUCCGCGCAAAGUCUUCAGAAAAAUGCCGUUCGAUUGUGUACAGUCUUAAAAAAAAAACAAAAAAAAAAAAAAACAAAAAAAAAACAGUUUUAGUUGUGUUCACUAUUAUAUAUAUACAGCGGGAUCAAAUUGUAGUAUGUGUAUAGAUAAGGUGUUGUGUAUAAUCUGCGUAUAAUGUGCAUCACCACAGACACAUACAUACAAAACCCAUACGUACAUUUGGCGCGCGCAUGUGUCGCGCGCGCGUAUAUGCCUAAAAAGAAACAUAGGAAGAGAGAAGCAUGUUCGUGUAACACAAAAAAAAAAACAAAGAAAAAAACAACCAUCCUAAUGACCGGUUUUGCCAGUUGGUUAACCUUGCUGGUGGGGAUCUCCAGUCUUUUGGAAGAGACCGGAGUUAUUCAAGCUGCAGUUAAUCGAUGACGAACAAAAACCGGUGAAAGGAAUAGUAAAAGGAAUAGUAAAAAAAAAAAAAAA
Messenger RNA from Pseudomyrmex gracilis, 8357 nucleotides. Its product is annotated as probable serine/threonine-protein kinase dyrk2. Gene Ontology annotation, biological process: peptidyl-serine phosphorylation; peptidyl-threonine phosphorylation. Bases 1034 to 4600 code for a protein of 1188 amino acids. Gene Ontology annotation, cellular component: nucleus. The record is from RefSeq and is a predicted model, not a curated record. The transcript has 12 exons. Gene Ontology annotation, molecular function: ATP binding; protein serine/threonine/tyrosine kinase activity; protein serine/threonine kinase activity. Lineage: Eukaryota; Metazoa; Arthropoda; Insecta; Hymenoptera; Formicidae.